AUGGUAGCGCCACCAUUCAACGAACGUCCUGAUUGGAUAUUUUUAUUAAUUCUAAACAACGGCAUCAACAUCAAAACGACUGCAGACGACAUUCUUAUUUUAUGCACUGGUUAUCGACCGUGUCUUGAAUUUUUCUCAGAAGAUAUUCUUAAACAAUUAUCUUAUUUACAUGAUGAUGUAUUUUGCCCAAUAAUUCUUCAUCGUAAUAUUUUUCAUCCGAACUUACCUAAUUUAGCAUUUAUUGGGAUGUACCGAGGACCGUUUUGGGCAAUUAUUGAAUUACAAUCGCGUUGGGUAGCUUCAGUAUUUGCAGGCCUCUUGCCGGUUCCUUUGGUCGUUAUACAAAACGCAGGUCUUGAUAUGGAACGUCGAAUACGUGAACAACAACCUCGACCUCAAUUUCCACAUAAUGAUUAUGUAGGUUCCAUUAAUGAUUUAGUUAAAGAAAUGACUAUGAACACAUCUUCAGAUAAGAAUGAUAUUGUGAUUCCAGCAAAAUAUCGAACUGAUGGACCUGAUGAAAAGAUUCUUGAUGAAGUGAAUGCUCUAUGUGAGCAAGCAAAUCAAGGUCGUUUUAUUGCUGGUGCUGUUUUUCGCGCACUCCAUCAAACUCAAUGGACAUUCGAAAGAACAUUGAAAGGUAAACCUUCUGAUGGUUCUGCUUCUGGUCAAGCUCAAUUCUACUUUUCUAAACAAAAAGAACUGCUUUAUAAAGAACAAGGAAACUUAAAUUUAUCAUCACAAACACCAUUGGAUGUAACACAAAAAUAUAUUUAUGCCUAUGAUGCAGAUAAUGAUCUUCUUAGUGUUUAUUUUGUUGAUAAUAACAAUGAACGUGGCUCACUAUUUCAUACGAUUUCUUUUCAAUCAAAACAUUCAUCGGACAAUGGAUGGGUUGCUAAUGGUCAACAUUUGUGUAGUCAAGAUCAUUAUUCGGCUUCCUAUUUAUUUGUCUUUAAUGGAAUAAAUUUAUCUCGAUUUGAAAUUGAAUAUAUUGUGGAAGGUCCAGCUAAAGAUUAUACAUCGAAAACUAUUUUCCAACCACUUAAAAGUAAUGAAAGUUUUUAG
This is a messenger RNA of Rotaria socialis, 1068 nucleotides long. Lineage: Eukaryota; Metazoa; Rotifera; Eurotatoria; Philodinida; Philodinidae. The record is from the annotation of a GenBank genome assembly.